Camponotus floridanus (Florida carpenter ant) is the source of this 2256-nucleotide messenger RNA. RefSeq names its product rap1 GTPase-GDP dissociation stimulator 1-B (gene vimar). Bases 176 to 2047 code for a protein of 623 amino acids. Gene Ontology annotation, molecular function: guanyl-nucleotide exchange factor activity; protein binding. The record is from RefSeq and is a predicted model, not a curated record. Lineage: Eukaryota; Metazoa; Arthropoda; Insecta; Hymenoptera; Formicidae. Gene Ontology annotation, cellular component: cytosol. Gene Ontology annotation, biological process: positive regulation of GTPase activity. The transcript is spliced from 10 exons.
AUACGUAGAUUGUAGAUAUAUGCGCGCAUUUUACAGAACCCGGCCAUUAAUUCCAUAUGUCAAGAGUGAGCAAAAAGGUUGCCGGGAAUUUUUUUUAGUAUUUCGUUAAAAUCGUGAAGCACGUUUGACAUUCAGGCAAGUCGAGUUUUGUGAAUUCUCAACGUUGGCCCUCAACAUGGAAAUGGAAGGCGAAGUAAAGCAUAACAUCGAUGAACUCGUUGAUGAUUUAAAACACGCUGUAAAACUUGAUAUCUCACAAGAUGAAUGUCCUAAUAUCAUUCAGAUAUUGGAUUCUAUGGCGAAUGUUAGCAAAACUUCAAUUGAAGAGACAUCGGAACUAGUCAUUGAUGAAGUUUUUCUGAUGUUGCUUGGACACAAGUCUAAACAGAUUGUAGUAAAUACAACAAAAGCCAUUGCAGAGAUUGCAAAGACUGAAAAAGGAAGGGAGAAAUGUACUAAUACAGAGUUGGUACAAGCAUUGAUUGAGUUGCUAAAAAAGAACGAUAUAGAUAUACUGACGCCAGCUUCCAGAGCUAUAGGAAAUAUCUGUUAUGAUAAUGAGAAUGGUAAAAAAUUGGUGCAGGAGCAGGAUGGAUUGAAAGUAAUUUUAACAGUGCUGAAGAAAAGUAUUGCAUUAAAGGAUGCUAAGGGGGCCAGUUUUCUGCGAAGUGUGGCCACUGGUUCUUUAUUAAAUUUUUUGGUGGAUCAGGAAGCAUUGUAUGAAGAGGCACUCAAACAAGACAUAGUAUCCACUAUUUGUAGUAUCUUGGAGGAAGAUAGGACCAGCGAUGGUGAAAGGACAGUAUAUGCAUUACUCAUUCUUAGCUUAUUAAAUGGCACGAACAUUAUAUUUCUUGAUGAGAGAUUAACGAAAAUUCUGAUUGAUGUAUUCAUCAGUGACACUUCCUCUGAAUUAUGUGAAAUGUGUUUGGAAUUAUUACAUGGCCAGGCCGAAGAUGAAAAAGUAAAGUUAUUGCUAGCCAAAACAGGAGUGUGCGACUUACUCCUCAAAUUAUUAGAAAAACAUGGUCCACAUUGCAAUGACGAAGAAACACGGUUUGUUGUGAAAAUUGCUUGUAACUUGAUCGUUUUGAUCUUAACCGGAGAUGACAGUAUGAACUUCCUUUAUGAUGAUAGCAAAGGGGCUGUCUAUAAAAAGUUGGUAGACUGGCUAGAGAGCAUCGAUGAAGACUUACAAAUUACCGCCGUUUUAGCUAUGUGCAACUUUGCACGCACCGACGUACAUUGUAAGCAUAUGGUCGAAGAGGGUAUUCAUCGGAAGCUACUAAAACUCCUUCAAAAAAAUGAUAGCAAGUGUGGCGAUAUCAGAUGUCAACACGCCUUACUCAGCGCAUUACGUAAUCUCGUCAUACCUGUGAAUAACAAAUCGUUGAUACUCACCGAUGGUUUGAUCGAUGUACUUUAUCCGAUGUUGGACAUCCCUACUUUUCCCGUUGUUUUCAAAUUGCUGGGAACGCUUAGGAUAGUCAUAGACGGCCAAAGAGAAGCAGCAAUCUCCUUAGGACGAAGAGAAGAUCUGAUCAAGCGAACGGUUGAAUGGUGCAGUACCGCGGAUCAUCCUGGCGUUCAGGGCGAAGCGAAUCGAUUAAUUGCUUGGAUAAUGAACAAUAGCAGGGACAAGCAAAUUGCUUUGUUAAUUAUCAAAUACGGAGCAGUGCAACAUUUGGUUAAAAUGCUUCUGGCACAGCAUACAUUAAUGCAAAAUGAAGCAAUACUAAGUCUAACGAUACUGACAAGGAUCUGUUUGACGGAGUCUGAAGAGUUGUUAAUCGAGGCGGACUUUGGGAGUAACAUGUGCGAAUUUGUUAAAAUACGCGCAAAGGAUCUCGACAUACAUAUUGUGUUAAAUGCGUUAUCUUUAUUGGAUAGCGUCGUGCAAUCAGCCCGGUUAAAAGAACAUCUCAAAAACUGUGGAUUAGCUGAUGCGUGUAAAACUUUGCAGUUCAAAAACGAAGAUAGUGCUGAAAUCUGGACGCGUGCUACUGCACUGCGAACCGCGCUGUGCACUGCCUUGGAUAUAAGUUAGGAAUUCGAUUAUUAAAAGUGUUCUAGAAAAAUGGAUGACCAAUUCAAACAUUACGCAUUCAUGUGCGCUGCCAUUGUUGUAUCUUCCAUUUAUUCCAAAAAGCUAUACAAAAACUCAACUACAACUUCUCCAAGAUGACCAAAUCAUCAUUCAAUUUGAUCCACAGAUUACAAAAUGUACUUUAUUUAUUGAGAAAUAUAUAUUCUAUU